AUGCCGCAACAACCCAAUAUUGAUAUAAAUUAUUUGGCAGCAGAAGUUAUUGAUAUACGAAGUUGUGUGUUAAUGAUGGGGCAGUGGAUGCAACACCAGCAUCAGCGAGAAGAGAGAAAUGUUGAUAGAGAUCUGGUGUUAGCAUACGUAAAACUGAGCCGAAAAGAGUUUGAUGGAUCAAGUGAUGCAUUAGACUUUUUGGAAGAAGUCGAGCAAAAUGCUCGUAGACUUCAAGCUAACGAAAGACAGACAAUGUUGUUAAUGGAGAUGUCGAUGGAAGGUCCAGCCAAGGAUUGGUUUCGACAAGUAAUUGGAUCAAUAAUGGGUCAUAUAACAUGGGCAGAGUUUGUGACCCGAUAUAAGGACUUCUUUUUACCGUUUGCGGUAGUUGAAGGUAACCGGGACAAACUGUUAUCGUUAACUCGAGGUAACAGAUCUGUACAAGAAUAUGUUACCGAGUUUAAUCGAUUGAGCAGAUUUGCUCCAGACUUGAUAACAGAUCAAAGAGACAAGGAUUUUGUGCAAGUUGUCGACAGCACAAGACAACUGGAAAGCGCAUUAAUCCAAUUUGGUAAAAUUCCUGACCCCUCACAACCAAACCAAGUCAGAGAUGAACGUUCUGGUUAUGGAAACCAGACUUCGAGGCAAAUUAGUGAAGGAACUGAACGACGUUAUGGUCGAACCCAUAAGAAAGGUAGACAAGGAAAAGAAGCCAAGAAGGCUAGAACCAUUGGUCAAAAUUUUGAGCAAGGAAGCUCUAGUUUUGCAAAUCCUAUGUGUCAACGAUGUGGAAGGAGACAUUUAGGUAUUUGUCAAGCUACUACAAAUAUAUGUUUUUCGUGCAGCCAACAAGGCCAUUACGCGAGAGAAUGCCCGUAUUCCGUACAACAGAAUACAACAGAGAAUGUGGACCAACCACUUCCUCAGCAAGCAAGGUCUAUUUACACAACGGUUUCGAGACAGGGUCAACCUAGCGCAAUACGCGGUAGAGAUUGA
Mercurialis annua (annual mercury) is the source of this 996-nucleotide messenger RNA. RefSeq lists its product as uncharacterized. Lineage: Eukaryota; Viridiplantae; Streptophyta; Magnoliopsida; Malpighiales; Euphorbiaceae. Gene Ontology annotation, molecular function: nucleic acid binding; zinc ion binding. The record is from RefSeq and is a predicted model, not a curated record. The coding region runs from base 1 to 996 and encodes 331 amino acids. The transcript has 2 exons.